Messenger RNA from Aspergillus heteromorphus CBS 117.55, 1223 nucleotides. RefSeq names its product Yip1 domain protein. Gene Ontology annotation, biological process: endoplasmic reticulum to Golgi vesicle-mediated transport. The coding region runs from base 185 to 1084 and encodes 299 amino acids. The transcript has 4 exons. Lineage: Eukaryota; Fungi; Ascomycota; Eurotiomycetes; Eurotiales; Aspergillaceae. Gene Ontology annotation, cellular component: trans-Golgi network; membrane. The record is from RefSeq and is a predicted model, not a curated record.
CUCUCGCCCAACUCCUCCCUCCGUGAACCUCUGCCUUCUCAUCCUCUGGGUACAGCCGGCCUGUCCAGGAACCUUCCACAUCUGUCUAAGCGGGCGAUGUCCCUGGUGCCGUGACCGAACCGUUCCUGAACCCGACAACCGGGACAACAUCCUCCCUCCCUCCCUCCCCCUCAACUCCGUCGCCAUGGCCAGCGCACACGCACACUAUCCCCACGAGGAUCUCCCUGACGAUGAAUCGAUCCUGGACGACGAUGUGAUCGACGCCGACGAUGCUAUCGAUGCCGACGACCCCUUGAAUGAUACCUCGGAUACCGCCCCGCUGCGAGGCAACAUCCAGCCCGAGCCCUCCAGCUCCCGCGCCGCAAACCUCUCCGGAAAUUACCUGACCUCCUCGAUCCCCGGCGAGGACCGCCGCGCCACCCAGAGCACCAUCGAUGAGACCGUCUGGGAGACCGUCUCGCGCGACUUGCGCGCCGUCUGGGAGAAGAUGCGGCAGGUCCUGUGGCCUAAAUACCUGAUCGGGGGGAUGCUGCAGCGCGGGGGUGGUGGCAUCGGUGCCGCCGAGCGAGGCGAGGCUACGGGCUUCGGCGGUGGAUUGCGCAAUAUGGUGGGACGUUGGCCUGAUGCCGAUGUCGUCUUGCAGGGUGGUAUGAGUGAGGGUCUUAGGGAUUGGGAUCUCUGGGGCCCGUUGAUUUUCUGCCUGCUCCUGAGUAUGUUCCUGUCGAUGCGCGCCAAGGAGGACCAGGCGUCGCUGGUCUUCUCCGGGGUGUUCUCGAUUGUGUGGAUCGGCGAGGCGGUGGUCACGCUGCAGAUCAAGCUGCUUGGCGGUACUAUCUCCUUCUUCCAGUCGGUCUGUAUUAUCGGAUACACGCUCUUCCCUCUGGUCAUCGCCUCUGUCCUCAGUGCCUUCGGUCUCCCGACCAUUGCCCGGAUACCGGUUUAUCUCGUGCUGAUUGCGUGGUCGUUGGCGGCGGGCGUGAGUAUUCUGGGCGGCUCGGGGGUGCUUCGCAACCGGGUGGGCAUUGCGGUCUACCCGCUGUUCGUGUUCUAUAUUGCGAUCGGGUGUCUCUGCUUUAUUAGUUAGGGGGGUGGAGGCUGUAAGGAGAGAACCGGGAUUAGUGGUGGUGGCAGGAAGUGGCGGGGACGACGCGAAAAGGGAGAGGCUGUUGGUUUUGGCGUGGACUGCUUUGCUUCUGUUCCGUGUUUGUAUGUUCUGCGAUAGA